Oryza sativa Japonica Group (Japanese rice) is the source of this 2850-nucleotide messenger RNA. RefSeq names its product protein NRT1/ PTR FAMILY 4.5. Gene Ontology annotation, molecular function: transmembrane transporter activity. Gene Ontology annotation, cellular component: membrane. Lineage: Eukaryota; Viridiplantae; Streptophyta; Magnoliopsida; Poales; Poaceae. The record is from RefSeq and is a predicted model, not a curated record. Gene Ontology annotation, biological process: transmembrane transport.
UGCGCAACCGAGGCCCAUCGGGCGAGAUCACCGCCCCCCACCGUCCCGGAGCGCCGGCGUGCGGCGAGCCUCGAGGGCGACGCCGCCUCUCCUCACGAGCCACGACCGUGAUGCUCUGAGGCCGAGGCCGAGGCCGACGCCGACGAGGAGGACGAGCCGAACGGCCCGAACCAUCCGCCGCCCGCUCGCGUUCAGGGGUAGGAGGGGUUGGGGGGAAGAGUAGUGAAUAGUGAUCAACAACCAGCCUCCAUGGGAAGCCCCCCGCGGCGAGCCAAUGCGCUGGGCUGCCUGCCACGGCGGUUGUGCAUGUCCAUGGCAUGUCCAUUGAAAUUUUGCUCAGUCUUCCUCUUCGAUAGGAGAGCAUGGCCUCCUGCUUAUUCCCUCGUAGUCCUCCCAUGCACCGAUGAAGUGAUUGAGCGAGUCAUCUGUUACAUUGGGGGUGGUUAAGUGGUUUGCUGGGUUGGGUUGCAUUGCAGCCCUGCGGCCUCGAAGGAAGGCACUUCAGAUGUUCGAUGAAAUGCUUCACCUGUAGCCUCCUGCCUGGCACUUUUUCAGGCGCGAUGUCCUGAGAGAAGGAAAAAUACAGUGCGCCGGAUAAUUAUCGUAUCUUGCUUACUGCAUUCUUGGCAGUUGGGCUGCACAGUGGUGACUCUAUAAGUCAACAAUCGUCUGUGGUUGGUUCUGUUGGGGGCAACAUCUAUAAUCUAUUGCAUAGAAUAGCCAAUGAUCUUUCACUUGUCAUCUUUCUUUAUUUAGCUGGGGCCACUUUGCGAGGAAAAAAAAAGUAUACCAUAUGUCUAUAUAUACCUCCUAUGAUGGAAUGGAAGUAUGCAAUGAAGAAGUAGUAAUCAAGUGCAAGAAGACGCUAAUUCAUCUGUAGCUGAUGGUGGUUGGAGGCUUUGUGGACUGGAGGGGAAACCCGAUAGACAGAAAGGUACAUGGAGGAGUCAGAGCUGCAUGGUUUAUGUUCUUUCUGUCAGUGGUAACAAACAUGGAAAAUAUUCCAAACAUGCUGAAUUUGGUUACAUAUCUCCAUGGAACCAUGCAUAUGGGAGUUUCAAGCUCUGCAACCACAGUUACUAACUUCAUUGGUGCCACAUCUGGAUUUGCUUUAUUAGGAGCUUUCCUCUCAGACUCGUACAUCACUCGCUCUAGAACCAUACUACUCUUUGGUCCGUUGGAGUUUCUGGCUCUUGGAUUGCUCGCUCUGCAAGCCUACCUCCCCUCACUCCAUCCACCACCUUGCAAUAUUGAAGCAGAGCUAAGCAACUGCGAAGAGGUUCAUGGCUUCAACACCGUCAUAUUGCACAUAGGCUUGUACACCUGGGCAUUCAGUGAAGGCUGUAUCCGUGCUUGCACGCCAUCACUUGGAGCAGAUCAGUUUGACCAUGAAGAUCCCUCUGAAUCCCGCCAACAAUCCAGUUUCUUCAACUGGUUCACCUUUGGAAUCUCCUUAGGAGGAUUUAUAGGAUUGAUUCUAAUAGUGUGGCUCGAGAACUACAAGGGGUGGGACAUUGGAUUUGGCGUGUGUGCACUGCUAAUUCUUCUUGGGUUGCUCAUAGUUGCCACUGGCCUCCCUUUCUACCGUAAUCAAGUACCAGAAGGAAGCCCUCUAACUCGGAUACUGCAGGUUCUUGUGGUUGCAUUCAAGAACAGGAAAUAUGAACUUCCCGAGAAACUUGAGGAAGCACAAGAAAACCGUAAUGGACUGGAUUCUAUUGAAGUACCACGUCCUACAAAUUUUCUGAAAUUUCUUGACAAAGCCUCCAUCAACCAUGGUGAAGAUGGAGCCUGGUCAGUUUGCAGCACAAUGAAAGUGGAGGAGACAAAGAUUGUUCUUCGAAUGCUUCCCCUCUUCAUCAGCUCCAUGAUCGGUUAUAUCUCAAACCCUCUGCUCCUCACUUUCACUGUGCAACAAGGUAGCAUGACAAACACAAGGCUGGGCAAGAUACAUAUCUCCCCCGCGACGCUCUUUGUGAUCCCCAUCACAUUCCAGAUGCUAAUGCUCGCCGUCUAUGAUCGCUUCCUUGUUCCGUUCAUGCGCAAGCGCACAGGAUAUGCCUGCGGUAUCACUCACCUGCAACGUGUUGGCUUAGGCUUUGCCUCCAUGAUAGUUGCAUCGGCCGUUGCAGCAGUCGUCGAGAGAAAGAGGAAGGAGGCAGCUGUGCAGAUGUCCCUCUUCUGGCUUGCACCUCAGUUCUUCUUGCUUGGCGUGUCAGACGUUACAUCGUUCGUCGGGCUGCUUGAGUUCUUCAACAGCGAAGCACCAAAGGAUAUGAAGUCCAUUGGCACGGCGCUGUUCUGGUGCGAGCUGGGUCUCGCUUCAUGGAUGGGCACGUUCCUGGUGGAGCUGGUGAACAAGGCUACGAGGCAUGGACACCAUAGAGGGUGGCUCGAGGGUACAAGCUUGAACAACAGCCACCUUGACUUGUUUUACUGGGUGGUUGCUGUUAUCGGGCUGCUUGGCUUCUUGAAUUACCUGUACUGGGCGAAGAAGUAUGCCUACCGGCACAAUCCACGCAUGGUCACCCCAUCAGCUGAUCAGGACUCACCGUGAUAGAUUUGAUUGCUCUUGAAGCACCAUUUACUUCACAGAUGCAAAGCAAAAGGUAACCAUGUACUGAUGUAAGUUGUAUCAUGCUGUUUGUGUUCAGUUGAUUGGCUGGACUUGGUCGUUGAUCAUUUCGACUCAAAUGUACAUUUUGUACCAUUCCGACCCAAAUGUGUGUAAAAGUGGUCGUUUUCUGUGGCAAAAUAUAUCAUUCAGAGACAACUCCAAUACAACUGUAUGUCUAUGACCGUACAAAAUUUUACUAAUGCCCAAUUAUAUCUCUUCCUACUUUCCUGGUA